CGUCAGCCACAGACGUGCUCUCUGAUUGGCUAGGGCAUGUCGCCGAGGAGUGACGCACACCAGCGCUGGCCAAUCCCCGGUGAGCUGAGGUGGACUUGGCGGUGGAAGCCGGAGCCGAGCUCGGGUGUCCGUGGGUCGAGGAGGGCUCUGCCCAGUUUCCUUUUAGACCAUGGCAACAUAUCAGGAGUUCAUUCAACAGAAUGAAGAACGAGAUGGUGUGCGUUUCAGUUGGAAUGUGUGGCCUUCCAGUCGCCUUGAAGCUACAAGAAUGGUUGUUCCCUUGGCUUGUCUCCUCACUCCUUUAAAGGAAAGACCAGACUUACCUCCUGUACAGUAUGAACCUGUGCUUUGCAGCAGGCCAACCUGCAAAGCUAUUCUCAAUCCACUUUGUCAAGUUGAUUACCGGGCAAAACUCUGGGCCUGCAAUUUCUGUUUUCAAAGAAAUCAGUUCCCUCCAGCAUACACAGGCAUAUCUGAGGUGAAUCAGCCUGCUGAAUUGAUGCCCCAGUUUUCCACAAUUGAGUACAUGAUCCAGCGGGGUGCUCGGUCCCCUCUGAUCUUUCUCUAUGUCGUUGACACAUGUUUGGAGGAAGAUGACCUUCAAGCACUCAAAGAGUCCCUGCAGAUGUCGUUGAGUCUCCUUCCUCCAGAUGCCCUGGUUGGUCUUAUCACUUUUGGGAGGAUGGUGCAGGUUCAUGAGCUAAGCUGUGAAGGGAUCUCUAAAAGUUACGUCUUCCGAGGGACCAAGGAUUUAACUGCAAAGCAAAUUCAGGAGAUGCUGGGCCUGACCAAGCCUGCUAUGCCCAUGCAGCAAGCAAGACCUGCUCAACCUCAGGAGCAGCCUUUUGUUUCCAGCAGAUUUCUACAGCCCGUUCACAAAAUUGACAUGAACCUCACAGAUCUUCUUGGGGAGCUUCAGCGGGACCCAUGGCCAGUAAUGCAGGGGAAGAGACCACUGCGGUCCACAGGUGUUGCUUUGUCCAUUGCCGUUGGCUUGUUGGAGGGUACGUUCCCGAAUACCGGAGCCAGGAUUAUGCUUUUCACUGGAGGGCCCCCGACCCAGGGACCUGGCAUGGUGGUUGGAGAUGAACUGAAGACUCCUAUUCGUUCCUGGCACGAUAUUGAGAAAGAUAACGCACGGUUCAUGAAAAAGGCAACCAAGCACUAUGAGAUGCUUGCUAAUCGAACUGCUGCAAAUGGUCACUGCAUUGAUAUUUAUGCUUGUGCUCUUGAUCAGACUGGACUUCUGGAGAUGAGAUGCUGUCCGAAUCUUACAGGAGGCCACAUGGUGAUGGGAGAUUCUUUCAACACUUCUCUUUUCAAGCAGACAUUCCAAAGAAUUUUCAGUAAAGACUUCAAUGGAGAUUUCAGAAUGGCGUUUGGUGCUACCCUGGAAGUAAAGACCUCUCGGGAACUGAAGAUUGCAGGAGCCAUUGGUCCAUGCGUCACUAUGAAUGUGAAAGGACCAUGUGUGUCAGAAAAUGAACUUGGUGUUGGUGGCACAAGUCAGUGGAAAAUCUGUGGCUUGGAUCCCUCGUCUACUCUUGGCAUCUACUUUGAAGUUGUCAAUCAACACAAUGCCCCAAUUCCUCAGGGAGGCAGAGGUGCCAUCCAGUUCGUCACCCAGUACCAGCAUUCCAGCACUCAGAAGCGCAUCCGAGUGACUACCAUUGCCCGAAAUUGGGCAGAUGCACAGAGUCAGCUGAGGCACAUAGAAGCAUCAUUUGACCAGGAGGCUGCAGCAGUCUUGAUGGCACGGCUUGGAGUGUUCCGCGCAGAGUCAGAGGAGGGGCCAGAUGUGCUCCGGUGGCUGGAUCGACAACUCAUCCGACUGUGUCAGAAGUUUGGGCAGUAUAACAAAGAAGACCCCACAUCUUUCAGAUUGUCAGACUCCUUUUCUCUGUAUCCUCAGUUCAUGUUCCAUCUGAGAAGAUCUCCAUUUCUUCAAGUGUUUAACAAUAGUCCUGAUGAGUCAUCCUAUUAUAGACACCAUUUUGCCCGUCAGGAUCUGACCCAGUCUCUCAUCAUGAUCCAGCCCAUUCUCUAUUCUUACUCCUUCCAUGGACCGCCAGAGCCUGUGCUCCUGGACAGCAGCAGCAUUCUAGCUGACAGGAUUCUGCUGAUGGAUACGUUCUUCCAAAUCGUCAUUUAUCUCGGGGAGACUAUAGCCCAGUGGCGGAAAGCUGGGUACCAGGACAUGCCUGAGUAUGAAAACUUCAAGCACCUUCUGCAGGCACCACUGGAUGACGCACAAGAGAUUCUUCAAGCCCGCUUCCCAAUGCCACGCUAUAUCAACACAGAGCAUGGUGGCAGUCAGGCUCGGUUCCUGUUGUCUAAAGUUAACCCAUCUCAGACACACAAUAACCUGUAUGCUUGGGGACAGGAAACUGGAGCGCCCAUCCUGACGGACGAUGUCAGCCUGCAGGUGUUCAUGGAUCACUUGAAGAAGCUGGCUGUGUCCAGUGCCUCUUAAGCUGACGGCACAGCCCAGAAAUGGAAGACAGUGCUCUCAGACUGUGCUCACGCUGUUAUUGUCCUGGCAACAUUCCUUUUACCUUUCUGGGGGAUUCUAAUAAAUAACCCAAGGAGUUUUUUAUAUGUAUGUCUUCAGGUUAUAAUACAUCUUCAGGCUGUAAUUUAUUUGUAUUCCUUCUCUGUCUGUUUUCCUACUCAUGGAAUUAUAUGUCAUAAAUGUUCUACUAAGUGUAGAUGUUUACUUUUUAUACCUUAAUGUUUUAGAGUCUUUAUAAAAUCAGAGUUUAUGUAGUUUGGGCUGCUUGUUUAAGUGAAAGUCUUAAUGAUCAUAAAGAAAAUAAAUCUGGAUGAGGACAGCAUUGGCCAAAAUAAUGCAGAUUUUAUUUUUGAGUGGGUGUGUGUUUGAGAGGGAUAGAGAGAGAGAACAUGCGUGCUCGUGAAGGUUAGGGGACAGCAUAGUGGAGGUGGCUCUCUCCUUCCACCUUGUGGGUUGUGGUUCUCAGGAAGAAAACUCAGGCCAUCAGUUUUGUCAGCAAGUGCCCUUACCUACUGAACCAUCUCAGGGGAAGCAAAGCCUCGGGGAAGGAAAGAACGUGAGUCCUAAGUAGACUGAAAGAGACCUGGGAAUUGGAUGUUAGGCCACCUGGACUGAUUAUAAUUGUCUACCUUUGAAGUUCAUAUUUACUCUCCUUUGUCUCCAUUCUGUGCUUUGGAAGCAUUUAGUAUAUAACAGAUACAUUUUGGAUGUUAAGAGUUUAUAUAAUAUUUCCUUUCCCAGAGGAGAUUUUUAUGUAAUUUUCAAUGGAGACACAUCUUAUAGAAGAGUGCAUAAAAUUUUAAGUAGGUUGGAACUAAAAUCUCCUCAUUGGACCUGUCUGUUACACAUUAACAGAAGAAAGCACACGGUGAUUCCAUCGCAGCCAGGUAUUUUCUCCAGUAAGGUAGGAUGAGAGCACCUCUGAGUGACUAACAGAGAAGACAUGGCCAUACAGUGCCACUUCUAGGCCCCAGUGGGGAGGAGGAGUACAGUGCUCCCUGAGUGGGUACCACUGAGUCCACUGUACCUCCUGAAGACUCUGAGCUCUGUUUGAAAUCAAGGCACACUUACCUCAGGCAGGGGCUGAAAUGGUCAGUGGUGGUGUGAAAAACUAGGACUUAAAUGGCAGGAAGGAUGGGAGAGAAAAAUGAGUCUUAAAGCAGAGUAUGCUGUUCAGAAGUGAUGAACGCGACAACAUGAGGAAGGGGUCAAUAUUUCUUGGGGGAUGGUUUUUGCAGUCAUUGCCUUAAUUAGGGAACAGGAGAAGAGUGUUUCUUCUGUGUAGUUCAGUCCUAUACAUUUUAAGGAGCUUGUGUGAUAUGCACACUGGAAAUGUUCAGCAGGCUGACAGUGUGCAUUUGUAUACAGCAGAGUCUCGACUAGAGACUAAAAGGCUGUAAUAGGUAACAUGAAUCUAGUUGAUGAGAAUAAGAUGAGAGGCAAGUGUGAAAUAAUACAAUUGUUUUCCUUUUUACAAUUUCAUUGAGAUAUACUUUAUAUACAAUAGCUUCACCCAGUUAAGUGCACAAUUUAAUCAGUUUUGCUAGGUGAAACCUAUGUGUUGGCCGCAGACUACUGACCAGAUUUUCCCUUCUGUAUCAGUUUGCUUUUGGGUUGGAUGUCUGUUUACCUUUCAUUUACCCGAAUCAAUUCGAAAUUCAUAUGUAUUGCCAAGUGGUACAUCACUUUUAUUCUAUUUUUUACUCAGAUAUUUGAGUGGUUUCUAUUACUGUGAAUAAAAUAUGAGCAGCGUG
Meriones unguiculatus (Mongolian gerbil) is the source of this 4266-nucleotide messenger RNA. RefSeq names its product SEC23 homolog B, COPII coat complex component (gene Sec23b). Lineage: Eukaryota; Metazoa; Chordata; Mammalia; Rodentia; Muridae. Bases 170 to 2473 code for a protein of 767 amino acids. Gene Ontology annotation, cellular component: endoplasmic reticulum exit site; COPII vesicle coat. Gene Ontology annotation, biological process: intracellular protein transport; COPII-coated vesicle cargo loading; COPII-coated vesicle budding. The transcript is spliced from 20 exons. Gene Ontology annotation, molecular function: GTPase activator activity; zinc ion binding. The record is from RefSeq and is a predicted model, not a curated record.